This is a messenger RNA of Fibroporia radiculosa, 8784 nucleotides long. RefSeq lists its product as uncharacterized. The record is from RefSeq and is a predicted model, not a curated record. NCBI's taxonomy places the organism in Eukaryota, Fungi, Basidiomycota, Agaricomycetes, Polyporales, Fibroporiaceae. The transcript is spliced from 9 exons. Gene Ontology annotation, molecular function: protein binding; protein serine/threonine kinase activity. Gene Ontology annotation, biological process: DNA damage response. The coding region runs from base 1 to 8784 and encodes 2927 amino acids.
AUGCCUCCUCGACGCGGAACCGCUAGCAGUGGCACCAGUCUUAAAAAUGUCUUGGAGCACCUGAAGAGCGAAAAGGUCAAGGAACGCCAGGAAGGCCUCGCAGCGCUCCGUACAACUUUUGCGAGCGAUAGUGCCGUACUGAAUCUCGAUGCCACCGGGGAUGGACGCGCCUGGCUCGCUGUAUUUCAGGCUUUAUUCACGGCAGUAGGUACGGAGCGGGCCGCAUACAUAAAAAAAGGCGAGUCUGUUGUGGUGAUGCGGAGACUUGGCGAUGCAGCCUCGGCUGUUCGGUGGCUGGUGGAACGCUCCGUCGCACGGAUGAAUAACAAGGUCCUCAAGUCGCUCUAUCUACAUCUAUUGCAGACAAUGAUUCAUAAAGGUCGGCUUUUUGCACCACUUGCCUUAGAUUACAUCAAGGCCCUUCGUUGCAUAUUGGGUUGGACGCCACACAUGGAACAUCUUCGGGAGGAACUAUGGGUGAGAAUAUUGGAAUUGGGAUUGAAUGUGGUUCUUGGGGAUCCGAUUAGGAGGCGUUUAGACGAGGAUGUGGAUGAUCCCAAUGACGAGACGGAGGCUAGUGUGGCCACCGGAACAGACGUAGAAAUGUUUAUGGACGAAGCUGACGAGGACUUGGGUACGCCAUCCACUUCCACUACUAUUUCUCAAAGAAAGCGCAAGCAUCGAAGUCCCGAUCCAAAAGGAUGGCGCGGUGGAAUUUUCACUGGCAGUCCCGCACCAAGGUCGCAGCCAGUGACAUUGGAGCAGAUCGAAUGCAUGUCUAUUUUGGCUCUUUUGUUACGCUCUUCCUCUGCACCACUUCUUUCGUCCAAUCACACAUAUCUGUGCGCAGCCCUCUUUGACCGUCUAGCACGUUUUAUUCGCGUGUAUCCGGGCGACUCCUCGCUGCACCACGAUUAUCUACUUGCCCUGUCCGCUGCUCUUUCCCAUGCGGCGCUGAAUGCUCGCGCGGGAAUAAGUAGAUUUGCCAAAGAUGCGUGGGAUGGGCUACUUGGCAUGUGGGGUACGAAGAAUCAGAGGAUGAAGCAGGACUUGGUCGUCGUACUGCGCACGCUUUUCCCUUACUUCGUUGAGGAUUGGGCAGAAAACGAGGAGUUUUCUCAUGUGGACUUCGGAGAUGGUGUCAUUAAGCUAUGGCAGCUACUCAAUAGCGAAGCCGAGAACCGCUGGGGCGUCAACGGACUCUCUUUGGAUUCACUGCGACUUCAACUUGUACACACAGGCGAUGAAAACGAGCAUUGGGCUUUCGUUGCACCGACAGUACGUUACGGAUGGGAUUUUGACGCCAAUCAAGCACUAGCUUGGGUUAUGCUUGAGUUACAAGCAGAUUGUAUCGAGAAGCUGUAUCACCUGGUAGAAUUUGCGCACUCUACAGGUUCUAGCAGUGGCAGGGGCAAACGUCCUAAGCUCGAAAAUCCAAUUACCAGCCUCCUGGAAGCGAUUCGACUCAAACUCACGUCACAUAUACGGACAUAUCAUCUGCAGGUCCUAUUAUUCGUUAUUCACAGGCACUGGGCAAUCUUACAUCAAGGUCUGAGGCAAGAAGUGGUCUCAGUCUUGCUCCAAUUUGUGUCCUUCGAGGAUGGUAUUGUGCAGUCCUGGGUAUUCCUCUGUCUCGCUGCCAUCGCACAUGCCGAUGUCACUUGCCCCAGAAAUCCGUCGUCUAACUGUGUAUCUCCCUCCCUUCCAUUUAGUACUACCACCUGGGACAACGUGUGGGCCCAUUCAAUGCGCCGUACCAACGUCCCAGCUGUUAGCCGCGCUGCUUGUCAUACUGCAUAUGUCCUUCUCUGUCAUGCCGAAACCCUCUUGACGUCCCACCGUGUUCUAGCCGAAAUUGAAACCUUUGCCAAGGAUCUUGAUGUCCAGGGUCCUGCAUUUCCCUGUGAUUCGGUCUGCUCUUUUCUUGUCUUAUCUCUUCGUGUCGCAAGUCAAGACGUGCGAUUGUACAGGAUGCAGCUGGAGGAGAAAGCGCUCACAUGGCUGAUAGAUUCUUGGAGGGUGCAACCCGUAAAGAGGCUUAGAAUGCCACUCCACACUCCUGGAGAUAUCCUAAUGUUACUAGAAGGCAUCUGCUCACUAUCGCGGAGAAGUGGUCUCAUAUAUGCCAUGCAAUUGCCCGAAUGCUCAGUCGUAGAGGCGCUGGUUGAGCACCACCAGACAGCUGUCAUUCGGGACUUUUUCUUGCAUUCACGACUACCUCCCCUUCGGAAAGGUACCCCAACAAACGACAGUCAUUUACCGCAAGCAACGGCUAUCGACAGCGGUGCUGGGACUCUAGCUGGUAGUUCAGAUACCCAGGACUUGAUGCUGCCACGCGGCCGGGAGCGUCGAAUAUCCGCUUUCCUCAUGAAAAAUAUGGAGGAGUUGAUAUCCGGUGGGGACAGCCAUAAGGAGACAUCAGGCUCAGUGACAGCGGAGAAGGUUAGAUCAUCACUUGAUAUAUCACUUCUUGCCCUCUCUUUCGAGGCCACCUUGAUUUCGAAUGGAAUACGAUCCAAUAGGCGCACAAUACAAGCCGCGUGCAGACUUAUUGAAGCCACAGUUCCUCUCAUCUCGGCGAAGCGAUGGACGCUUGAGGAAAGAACAUUGAUUCUUGCCGGACUAGAGCCUUUGGUGCUCGUUGACAGCCGCCAUGGAGAUGUUACCACCUGGGAGACUUUGGUGCUUCCUGACGAGAGCAGUGGCGUCAGACAAAGAGUAUUGAGAGACAUCAGGCCAGCUGUCGACUGCUCAGCGCUGCAGGCGGCUGCAAUGCGCCGUGAUAUUCAACGUCUGAUCUUCCAAAGUGUAGACGUCAGUGUUUUACCAUUGUUGUGCAAUAAGCAAAUAACAAAGUUCCAGGUCCAAGAUGUCUUUGCUGAAUUGACAGCAGCAUUACGACGAGUCCUUCGAAUUGUGGUAGGCGAUGUUGAUGGUGAUGAAUCUCUUGAUGCAAUGGAAGUUGACGAAAAGGAUGACUUUGGACCGGUCAGAACGAGUCAAACUCUCGUAUCAUCCAUUCCGACCCAGCAAGGAGUAAGAGGCGUAUCCUUAAGCCGCCUCACAGUCGAUAUCUGUAUGACUGCGCUCACCGUAAUCCCAAUUCUACAAUCGACUUCGGGAGAGCCCACACGAGACAAAGAUCUUGCAGACAUGGUUCUCAGCUGUCCAGAUGAUCGAUUUUUCUUCAUGGCUCCAGCUUUCUUCGACAACGUACGCGAAGGCACGUUGGCUCUCAGCGCCUCUAAUAUGCACAAAUUUUUAGACAGAUUUGGAGACCUCCUUCAGCGGUAUGAUUUCUCGAAGAGUGAACGAUUGCAGUUGAUGGUUGUUCACUUCCUCAACUCUACCCGCAAUGUGUGGCUGCAAGCGGCGGUGGCUUCAGGUCCUAUUGGUACACAAAUCCGAGAGCUAUGGGAAUGGUUUUGCGAGAUGCUGGACAAGAAGCAAGUGCCUUCGUGGAGGAUCCGAGAUCUUCUGGUCCGCUUCAUUGACGACUAUCUAGCGCAUGAUCCUGAGCAGAACAUGUUCAUGAAGUACGAUGCACAUCACGAUGCGGUUGCCAUCUUGGAUGAUGAUGAUAGUGAGCAUUGGAAAGAGCGACACGACGAUGACUCUGACAUUAAAGGGCUUUUACCAUCCGCUUUACUCCCGAAGUUGGGAGCCGACGUGGAUAUUCGGGUUAGGUUUCGUGCCGCCGUCGCCAACGCGCGCCUACUCCGCUUUGCUCGUAAGCUCUCUCAGAAUCCGUCUACGCUGUAUGCUACGAUCAAAAAACAUCUCACCGUAACAUUGGAGAACUAUGAGCACAUGCUAACUCGUCUGCUCUGCCUUGGCAAUAUCAUUAUCGUAAGCUCUGCCGUGCGACGUGGACCCUACUGGCAUCUUCUGGAGACCUGUCUGCACACGCCGCUGUACACAAAGCAUAUAGAAUCCGUCUUAACAGGUGCUGCAGGAAGAUUAGGCCUACCUCACUUAUCCGGAUUAUUUGAAGCCUAUGCAUCUCAACUCGCCUUUUCAAUACGCCAGGGUGGCUACGAUUUCCUGAGUUUUCCAGCUCACCUAUUGGGUUACCAAGACAAGAGACAGUGUGCUGAGGCUUCGUUCCGUGCUUUCACGCCAACGAACCUAAUUGCGCAUGGCACACGAGACGAGAAAGCACACGGAGAGAAGUUAUUUGUUAACCAUUGCAGAGCAGUCCAAUUAUCCAAAUCGGAGGGCAUUCGCGCUUGUUUUUCUGAUAUUGUUGGAUACCAAAUUGUUAUUUGGACGGAGGAGCAUUCCGACUCGGAAGAUUCGAUGCAAGACUUGGAAGAUGUACUGAAAGCCGUAACAAGGGAUAUUGGUGAUCAGGGUGACUUCGAAGCUCUACUGAAUCAGAAUGCGGACGCCAUCUUCGCUGCCAUUCUUCGUACGCUUGGCGACCAGGACGUGAGCCCGGAUGGACCUAUUGUCUACGGUCUGUCAGUAGCAGGCUACCAAGACGAUUCUAUCCGAACCUUUCAUCAUCUCAGCCGUUACCGUUUGGCAAACUCAUUCGCGUCCCAUGAACCAAAUCUCCCAUGCUAUUGUACUCAGACAGUCCUGGAGUCUUUAAAAUGGCUGAUGACACGGGUCCCGAACAUCGAUGUAGCCGCCAUCACCUACCAUAUCUUGCACCAACUUUUUGCCGACAUCGAAUGCUCAUCCGUUCUCAACGAACAAAUGAGGCUCUUGAACGGGAUUACCCUUUGGGUAGCUGCAAACCACCUUCAUUUUAGGGAUUAUACGCUUCUCAGAACGAUUGGAAACAUGGCAGCAAGCUUGUUGGCCCAACCAGACCUUGCCCGCGCUUCGCAAUCUAUAUUGGAAUGGUGUUUCGGCUUAUACAGCGCGCACGCUGCGAAGGACACCAACGUUCCAGAUAUCUUCAUUCGUGUUAGCUGUCUCGCUCAUAUGUAUUUUCAGGAAUCCCAGAAUUUGUCUUUGGUAGCUAUAGGGCGCGAUAUUUUGCAGUGGAUCGAAGAACAGGCAUCGGCCUUAUGCGAAAGCAACGGCGUGCUCAAAUCUCAAAUCGUUCAAGCUCUUGCUGCUUGGCCACAAGAGCUGCCACCGAUGUUGCAAAUGUAUCGGGACGCAAUGAAUCUGCAUGAGCUAUCUUCUGUCCUUGGAGAUCAUCGCAUUUCAUCAAACAAGUUUCGUCUGGUUCGGCGCCUUCGUGAUCUUACAUCGAACGAACAUAGCAGCAAACACGAUGAUGGAGCAUUCAUGCAAUCAGACUUUUGGCGUCUGAAGGAAUGCAUUCCACCAGCAGCUCAGUUGGUUGAUGACGAUAUUGACGCAUUUGCAUCACUCCUGAUUCGCAACCACGGACAAGUCGAUAGCUUUGGAGUCGUCCACGAACGCCACUCCCUACAAAACGCACGAGUCAUGCAUCGUAAACUGUCGAUGAAGAAAGAGCCAAGCGAUCGUUCGAACGCCGCGUACCAUGCUAUCACUUUCAGCUUGCUGACAAUGCUCGAUGCUACUAUCAUCGAUAGGAUCCAUGUUGCGUAUUGCACAUUGCGAACGCUGAUGUCGACUCAUGCACUGGAUAAUUCUCGAUCAUGGCUACAUGGUUACAGAGGGGAUCUACACUAUCUGCAGCUAUACUCAAGAUCGUCUACACCGAGACCAGCAGUCAACCUGUACGAAGAAUUGGCCUCAGUUCGUUUCCUGGAGCUUUCCGAACAUUUUUCUGACUGGGUACCACAGUUUGCUACACUGCUGUGUGAUUCUUUGAGUAAUCAUGACCCGUUCUAUGCUGCCCUAGUCCCCAUUCUCCGGAGUGACAUCCACUUUGCAGAACAAGUUCUCCCAGUUCUAGUGCAGGCCAUCUUAGCCAUUGAACGCUCUGAGGGCUCUGGUGUACUUCAAAAUUCGUGUCCAAUUCGCGAACAUCUAUCACAAUAUCUUGCGUCUAUCCUAGCUCAUGACUUGGCUCAUAUAUCAUGCUUGCGAGUCCUAGUCGAUAUCGUAUUGCACCUGCGCUUCUUUAGGCCAGCUGGUAGUAAGGACGCACUGGCUCACGAUAGUUGGCUUCGCGUCGACUAUACUCUUGUAAGCUUGAACGCAAUCAAAUGUGGGGCAUACACCACUGCCUUAUUGCUUCUCGAGUUGGCAGCAGAAUACAGCGAUACGACAUCCCCUAAUGCCAAUGUCACCGAAGAGAUCCUGUUCGAAAUUUAUAGUCACAUUGACGAGCCAGAUGGGUUUUACGGUAUUCAAACUCACGAUCUGAGAAGGUUUCUCAUCAGACGGCUACAUCACGAACAACAAUGGGACAAGGCUUUCCGCUUUCACGGUGCGGCACUCGAAGCCUGUACUAGCGAUACGAACAACGCACGUGGUGUAGUGGAAGCGUUACAUUCCUUUGGAUUUGAUCACCUUGCGAUGACUUCUUUGGGGAUGCUCUCCGAGAACUCCGAAGAAAGCACAAGUCCGAACGCAAUGGUAUACCAUCUUGGCUGGCGCACGCAGACCUGGGAUCUUCCGGAGCCGUUGGAUGGACAUUCUCAAGGCGCUUCGUUAUACCUUGCGCUUAGAUCCGUGUAUAAGGAACGAAACCCGCAUACGAUCGAUCAAGUUGUCCACAAAGCGCUGACAGACGAGUUGAUGCAUUUGCGACAUUUAGGGGACGAAAAUUUAGCUGAAGUUCACCAAGUCCUCCAGAAUAUUAUGUGCUUGAGCCAAGUCCGAUUCUGGAGAGCAGAAGCCCUACAUUACGUGAAGUCUGACCUCAAGGCAGGCGAUAAAAAAUGGGACGAUUUCAUCCGUAUAGACCGAGAUUUCGAAUUUCGCAAUACAGAAGCGAUCCUGGCCACUCGUAUAGCGCUUGUACGGUCCGCAAGGCAGAAGGAGCAGCGCGAACAGAUUGGCAAUUUGUUGUCUCCAUUAUGCCGGGAUCUGCUUGACCUCGAAAGAAAAUGUUUGACCUGCCUAUCAGAGGCUGCUCGUCAUGCUGUUUCCUCGCAGAUUGCUUUAAACGCUAUCUCAAAAGCGCAGAGCCUAGAGCAGAGCAUACCGUUAGAUGUUUCCCUCGAAUUUGCUAACGUUUUGUGGCUUAUGAAGGAGCCAAAGUUAGCCGUUCAAUCCCUGAGCGAGCUCUCUUCCGACAUUCAAUCUAGGUUUUCACUGGACAACUCACAGGAUAGCAUCCAGACUGCUCUUUUACUAGCACGUUUAGGUACUUGGUCAGCUGAAGCUUCUCUACGGAAGCCAAGUGAAAUCAUGAGUCAAUGCUUUGAUCCCGCAAUUCUCAUUUUGGCCCAACAUGAAAGCCAAUCGCCCGCAGUACUGUUGUCCGAGCAAGCCGUUAUUUUCCACCAAUAUGCAAUUUUUGCUGAACGCCAGUAUCAUAUCAUUGCGAACUCCCCCGACGCGUUGCGGUGGAGGGUCUACGUCGACCGGAAGACCGAAGAGAUCAAGCAAAGACAACAUCAAAUCCAACGAACACAGCCUGGCACAAAAGAACAUGUGGAUCUUGUCAGGCUACUUGAAAAGGCCAAGGCAGUAUUAAGACAGGAUCGAGCCCAUUUUACAGAUCAUACUCGGUCUAGAGAUUCUUUUUUGGCUCGUGCUGUAGAUAUGUAUUCUCGCUGCUUACUCGCCUCUGACACAUUCGACAACGAUUCUGUUAUUCGGCUAUGUUCUUUGUGGCUCUCGGUCUUCGACAAACCGGAUCCUGCCCUGGGCUUUGGGGUCGCGCUGGAUCGUGUACCUUCCCAUAAAUUUGUGUUCCUUGCCCAUCAACUUGCCGCUCGGUUGUCAAGAACGUCUCCUGGACAAAUUACAGUGAACCAGGAUUUACUUCAAAAGUUAUUUGGCCGGAUGUGCCGUGAACAUCCCUUCCACAGUUUGUAUCAGUUCAAAGGAGAGGGCGGAGACGAUCUCCGACAAGAUGCUGUUAUGGAGCAAGUAUUCCAUCUCGUCAAUGUUGUUCUUCAUCUCGAUCGCCAGACUAAGAGACGAACACUCAGCAUCAGAGACUACAAGGUCAUUCCUCUGGCUUCCCAAGCAGGAGUGCUCGAAUUUGUACAAAACACGUCACCACUAAACCACUGGCUUAGUGGUGCUCACGUUCGCUAUCGGCCAACAGAUAUAUCUCCUGGCGAAGUUGGAAAACAACUCUCUAAGAAACAUGUGGAAUGCAAUCACGAACGCGGCCCCUUAUUGACGCUCUUUACCGAAAUUCGCAAGAAAUUUAAGCCUGUGAUGCGGCAUUGGUUCAUGGAAAAGCAUAAAACGCCAAUGUCUUGGUUCGCAAUGCGUCUAAAGUAUGCCCGCAGCGUUGCGACCACAUCUAUUGGAAAACUGCUGCCUGUCCCAGAACGGGUGCCAUUCCGUUUGACCGCGGAUAUGGUCGAUGGACUGGGCAUCUCAGGAACUCAAGGUGUAUUUCAGAGAUGCGCUGAAGAGACUCUGCGCGUCCUACGCGAUCAGUCAGAACUCAUCCUGACCGUGCUAGAAGUGUUCAAGUAUGAUCCACUCCAUUCAUGGACAGCGAGUGAGCUCAAAGUCAAACGGGCGCAAGGUUCAAAUGAGACAAGCGUUCAGCUGACCGGCGAGGCCAUGCGUCUUGCUAUUGGAAUCGACAUGGCCAGUGGCACAGCAGACGAGGCAGCAGAUCGGGCGUUGUCGGCAGUCAAUCGCAAGCUCGACAAGACGCUGAGUGUUGAGUAUGUUGUAAACGAGCUCGUUGCCGAAGCUACAGAUUUGGGCAACCUUGCCCAAAUGUAUCACGGUGGGGAUUUUGUACCACAUUGA